Molecule: messenger RNA, 1107 nt
Organism: Penicillium pulvis
Lineage: Eukaryota; Fungi; Ascomycota; Eurotiomycetes; Eurotiales; Aspergillaceae
Exons: 1
Coding region: 1-1107 (368 amino acids)
Source: RefSeq, a predicted model, not a curated record
AUGCCUCUAAAGGACUGCUGGGAGUACUAUUCGCGGGUUAUCAAGGACCAACAAGCUGUGGUCGAAUCUCGGGAUGAUGAGAAAGCCUUCAUUUAUGGCUUAGAGCGAUUCUCACAGCUAAUGCGGGUGACCGUUACGCCUGCAGCGCAUGGCCGUACUUUCUCUCCGCUAUAUCAAACACCGACCAUCCGAGCCUUUCCUUAUGGCUUUAACUAUCCUAUUCCACGGGGAUGGCAAAUUGAUCCGAAUGAAGGGGGCAUUUUCGAGCCUUUGCUAUGGUUAGAGACGAAAGAAGAGUAUAAGGAGAUGUGGAGAGGGGUUAGGAUUGCUCUUCGCGUUCUAUCCACGAUGGAUAACCAUAAUGUCUCCGAAUUAUGCUUUGAUUCAAAGUCACUCGCCACUGGGAUAAACUACACGAUUUUUGCUCAGCCGUGUGAAGAGUCUAACCAUUUUGCUGCUAUUAUGAAACGCCCAGGCUUUCGUCAUCUUUAUCUAUCUCUACUAGUUGGGUAUGGCUGGAUUUAUAAUGAUCAGGAAGGUUUCACGAGCGGAUGCUUCUCCGAGGCUGUUAGCUUGGCGAAGGAUCUAACGUACUUUCAUUUAAUAACGGCAUUAGAGGGCGGUAUAGCUGGAGAACCAGUUAUCCCUUUAAAAGAGUUGAUCCCUAUCCAGCAAUGGCCAAAACUUCAUCACUUUGGGCUUUCGAAGUUGAGUAUCAACACAUCAGACUUGAUUGAUCUGCUGAAUUCGGCAUCAUCUUCACUUCAAUAUGUUGAGCUAGGAUCCCUCAACCUUCCCAACGACGACUGGUCUGGGCUAUUAGAGCGGAUGCGAGAUGAGCUUGAUUGGACUAAGCGCGAUCAAUCACUAAGACCGACCGUGAAAAUCACUAUGGAGAUGGAACGGAUGCAUGCCGGGAGAAUUGCUGUUCUUAAAGAUGAGGUAACGAACUUUCUUUAUGACUCUGGUGAAAUUCCCACGUCAGAUGUACCUAACUUCCCCAAACUGGGAAUGGGUACUCUACAUGAUAUUUUCGAGCCUGAAUAUACUCGGCCACAUGUCCUGAUCCAGGAGCUUAAGGAUUUGGGAAUUUCGAAGGGUUUCUAA